Molecule: messenger RNA, 2109 nt
Organism: Dicentrarchus labrax (European seabass)
Lineage: Eukaryota; Metazoa; Chordata; Actinopteri; Moronidae
Gene: lactb
Product: lactamase, beta
Exons: 6
Coding region: 104-1726 (540 amino acids)
Source: RefSeq, a predicted model, not a curated record
UGUUGCAAACAGGAAGCAAGUUGUUGUUGUUGUUGUUAACCGGAGCUCAUCAACCAGUGACAUUUAUCGGCAGCAAAAGGAAAGAGAAGCAACUCCUCUAACAAUGUCACGACUGUUAUUGCAAAAUGGUUUCUGCGCCAAAUGUACCCUUCUAGCAGCGCGUGAGUCUCCUGUGUUGACACCGCGAGGAGCCGGAGCGCGAGUCAAGUCCGCGAGUGUUUUUAUUCAACAACAAAGAAGAUAUGUCGGAGGGUCAAACGCAGCAUUUUUUAGAUACAGAGCAAAGUCCAGGAUUUGGAUAUGCGGGGUUGGUGUGGGUAUUGCUUUAGCCGUCGGACUGAAAUACAGCAUCAACAGUUCCUGUGACGACAAAGUAACAAAAGCACAGCGGACUGAUCGAUACAGCGAUGCCGUAAAGGUUAGCAGGGACCUGGUGGAGCGGAUAAAGGUAGGCACAGAGGCUGAGGUAGGGGCUCCAGGGAUGGUGGUUGGGGUCUCUGUGGAUGGUGCUCAAGUCUGGUGUGAAGGGAUGGGUUACGCCGAUUUGGAGAAUCGUGUGCCGUGCAGCCCAGAAACAGUGCUGCGAAUCGCCAGCAUCAGUAAGCCCCUCACAUCUGCAGCUGCUGCACGACUGUGUGAGGAGGGGAAACUAGAUCUGGAUGUCCCGGUCCAGAAAUAUGUCCCAGAAUUUCCCCAGAAACAAUUUGAUGGACAGGAUGUCACAAUAACCCCUCGUAUGAUUCUGUCGCACCUAAGUGGCAUACGUCAUUAUGAGAAGGAUGCAAAGAAAGUGAAGGAGGACAAGGAGAAAGUUAAGCGACUUCUAAAGCUACCAGUAAGCCACCAGAAAGAGGAUGAAAAGAGCUCAUCUGAAAACAAAGAUAAACCUGCAAUAGAACAGAACACCAAAACCAAAGAAGCCACACAGAAGAAAAAAGAGUUUGAGCAUGAGGAAUACUACUUGAAGGACAACUUUGAAAGUGUCACUCAGGCCUUGGACCUCUUCAAGGACGACCCGCUCAUUUUCAAACCUGACACUACUUUUCUGUACUCCACCCACGCCUUUACCCUGCUUAGCGCUGUUAUGGAGCGAGCUGCUGGACAGCACUUCCUGGAUCUCAUGAUGAACAUGUUCCGUGAGCUGGGGAUGCUCAAUACUGUGCCUGAUGAGAAUGACCCUAUUAUUUACCACCGCUCCAGAUUUUAUCAUCUCAACAAGAGAGGACGUGUUGUGAACUGCCCGUACGUAGACAACUCCUACAAGUGGGCAGGAGGCGGCUUCCUUUCCACUGUGGGUGACCUGCUGCUUUUCGGUAACGCUCUACUCUAUAGCUACCAGGUGGCACACCUGAAGGACACAGAGGGCUUGCUUCCUGGCUUCCUCAAACCCCAGACUGUCAUAGAUCUGUGGGCACCAGCUGACAGGACAGAGGCCAGCUGGGAUAAGGAUGGACUUUAUGCCCAAGGUUGGCUGGUAGUGGAGAAUCUACAGAAAUAUGGUCAGUGCAGGAAGCGCAGACACUACGUGUCACACACAGGAGGCGCUGUAGGGGCUAGCAGUGUCCUCCUGGUGUUACCCAGUGAGAACAUAAAGGACAGCCGAGGACAGACUCCCCUUCUCCCACAGGGGGUGGUGGUCACCAUCAUCGCUAACAUGCAGUCUGUGGGACUCAACGGCACAGCACUGAAAAUUGCUCAUGAGUUUGACAAAGCCAGAAGCCUGUAAGAAUAAUCUGUUUACAGAAAUGCACAAGUUUACAUUUUACUAAGUAUUUCAGAUAAAAGAGUGAUUUUAUGUGAUUUUGAUAGAUUUUUUAAAACAAGUCCAGAGGGUGUUUGAGGAAAUAGAAUAAAUCUUUAACAUCUAUAGGUGUUAUAUAUUUUGCAAAGAAAACUUUAUUCAAAAUUACAACACGUGGCAGGUAAUCCAUUCUGCCACUAGGUGGAAGCAAAUUACUGCAUUUCUAACACAAAAAAGGACACUGGUUUAUGAUAUCAGUGUACACAGAGUUCAUGCAUUUCUACAUUUUUAAAAGCUAACACAAGAACAUUUUAAUAUAUAUGUUUCUGCAUUUGAGAGAAAUAAAAACAUUUCAUACAUGAUAGAAA